AUGCUGAGGAAGAGCAACAAACUUGAAUGUCGCAUGGAGAAGAAUAAUGCUGGCAACAUUUCCAAAAAAGCAAAAAAGAAAUGUGACUCAGCAGCUGGCCAGGAGAAUGACCUUGAUCCCUUGUCACUGAGGUCUAUACAUGAUAACCAAAACUGUUCAAAAGCUUUGGCAUCCAAGGUGAUCUCUCCAUACUUUAGAAAGGUGUCAAAGGAAAAUGAAUUUGAUGGUGAAAGAGACAAGGCUGACUGUAGAAAUAAGAAAAAGAGAAGGGUUGACAAGACUAUGUACGUUGAAUUUGAAGGGUUACUUUCCAAAUAUGCUUACCCAGGGGACAGUUACUUGAAUAGGGAAGAGGAAAUUGGGAUUAAGGAAGAAGACGGUAGUGCUGUAAAAGGUAAACAGCAAUGUGGAAGCAGGACUCUUAGUGCUGCCGAGAAGCGAUCUGAUGCUUACCAAAGAAAAGCACCAGACUGUGCCUGGAGGCCACCCUGCUCUCCUUACAAUCUUCUGCAAGAGCAGCAUGCCGAUGAUCCCUGGAGAGUGUUAGUGAUUUGUAUGCUUUUAAAUAUCACUUCUGGACCCCAGGUCAAGAAAGUUUUGUCACACUUUUUUGAUGUGUGCCCCAAUGCUGAAGCUGCUAUUGUCACUGAUGUCACUAGAAUUGCAAGUAUGAUACAAAGUUUGGGGUUGCAUAGAAAGAGAGCAGCAAUGAUUCAACAAUUAUCUAGGGAGUAUUUAUCUGAUGAUUGGACACAUGUGACUCAGCUGCAUGGGAUUGGAAAGUAUGCUGCUGAUGCAUAUGCAAUUUUUUGUUCUGGCAAUUGGCGCCAAGUAACCCCAAAUGACCAUAUGUUAAAUUAUUAUUGGAAAUUUCUUCAAAAGCGAGGCCUCAAAGAAGUUGCUUUGUAAGUCAUUAAGUGGCUAUAUAAGAUUUAGUACUUGAUUGUAAGCCAGUCCAACUUCUGGAGUUUGGUGUACAUAUUUAUCACUUCAGGGUACAAGUUGUAGAAACUCUGGUGUAUAUAACUAAUAUAAGUGUAAUUCUACUGUAGUA
Chenopodium quinoa (quinoa) is the source of this 1054-nucleotide messenger RNA. RefSeq names its product methyl-CpG-binding domain protein 4-like protein. The record is from RefSeq and is a predicted model, not a curated record. Lineage: Eukaryota; Viridiplantae; Streptophyta; Magnoliopsida; Caryophyllales; Amaranthaceae. Gene Ontology annotation, molecular function: catalytic activity; DNA binding. Gene Ontology annotation, biological process: DNA repair. The coding region runs from base 1 to 909 and encodes 302 amino acids. Gene Ontology annotation, cellular component: nucleus. The transcript has 3 exons.